Triticum aestivum (bread wheat) is the source of this 1506-nucleotide messenger RNA. RefSeq names its product trimethyltridecatetraene synthase. The coding region runs from base 1 to 1506 and encodes 501 amino acids. NCBI's taxonomy places the organism in Eukaryota, Viridiplantae, Streptophyta, Magnoliopsida, Poales, Poaceae. Gene Ontology annotation, biological process: glutathione metabolic process. The record is from RefSeq and is a predicted model, not a curated record. The transcript has 5 exons. Gene Ontology annotation, molecular function: heme binding; iron ion binding; oxidoreductase activity, acting on paired donors, with incorporation or reduction of molecular oxygen.
AUGGUGGUGCAGCUGCAAGUAGCAGGAAGAACAGACUGGCAUGACGACCCAUGGUGCUUGAAGUUGAAUGGAAACAGAGACUCCAUGCAUGAAAAGCCGUUUGACGCCUUCUUUGAGAUCAUGCUCGAGCAGGCACAACACCUCGACCACGAGAAUGGUUGUGGCCUUGUCGGCGCCCUUAUUGGCCUUAUGAAGGAUCACCAGGGCUCUGAAUUCAGGUUUAGUAGAGAUGUCAUAAAGGGGAUACUAACGAACACAUAUAUCGGAGCCGUCGACACAGGCGCGGUGACCAUUAUCUGGGCAAUGGCAGAGCUGGUCAGGAAGACACAUGUGCUGAACAAGGUGCAAGACGAGAUCAGGACUGUAGUGGGCAACAAAGAGAGGGUGCAACAAGACGACAUGCCCAAGCUCAAGUGCCUCAAGAUGGUGGUCAUGGAGACGUUGCGACUGCACCCGGUGUUGCCCCUUCUUGUGCCGAGGGAGACCAUGAGGCACAUCACAGUGUGUGGGUACGACGUGCCGGCAAAGACGAGGAUCUUUGUGAACGCAUGGGCCAUCGGGAGGGACCCGGCCAACUGGGGGGUCAACCCUGAGGAGUUCAUCCUGGAGAGGUUCAAGGGCAAGGACGACAUGUACUUUAACGGAGGGCAGUUCGAUUUCCUGCCCUUCCACGCCGGACGCAGGAUGUGUCCCGGGAUAGACGUGGGGGUGGCUACCACGGAGUUCACCCUGGCAAACUUGCUCUAUUGCUUUGACUGGGACCUCCCGGAAGGGCUGAGGAGUGAGGAUAUGAACAUGGAAGAGGCGGGAGGACUCGCCAUCCAUAAGAAGACACCUCUCUUGCUUGUGCCGACCAGAUACAAGUGGGUGAAACUCGCGCUCCACCUCAAGGGCUUGAGCUAUGAGAACGUCGAGCAGGACCUCGACAACAAGAGCGACCUGCUCCUCGCCUCCAACCCGGUGCACAAGAAGGUGCCGGUACUCAUCCACAACGGCAAGCCAAUCUGCGAGUCCGUCGUCAUCCUAGAGUACAUCGACAAUGCCUAUGGUACCGUAGGCCCCUCCUUCCUGCCCGUUGACCCAUACGAGCGUGCCAUUGCUCGGUUCUGGGUAGACUACAUUGACGAGAAGCUAGUCAUCCCAUGGAAAGUGGCGUUCACGGCCGACGGAGAGGAGGAGAAGACCGAGGGGAUAAAGCAGAUGUUGGCGGCGGUGCACACGCUGGAGGGGGCUCUCAAGGAAUGCUCCAAGGGGAAGCCCUUCUUUGGCGGUGAUAGCGUUGGAUACGUGGACAUUGCACUAGGCGGUCUCUUGGCAUUUUUGCAGGGAACUGAAGAGUUAUGUGGUAGCAAACCCUUUGACAUCGCUAACACCCUACUUCUGCUGGCGUGGGUGGAGCGCUUCACCGCCCUGGACGCCGCCAAGGUGGCCCUGCCAGAUGUCAGCAAAUUGGUUGAGUUUGCCAAGACGAAGCGGGCUCAGAUGGCUUUGUCUAUCAAGAAGUGA